Clunio marinus is the source of this 1191-nucleotide messenger RNA. NCBI's taxonomy places the organism in Eukaryota, Metazoa, Arthropoda, Insecta, Diptera, Chironomidae. The record is from the annotation of a GenBank genome assembly.
AUGAAAUUCUUGUUUUUUAAUUAUUUCCAGAUUUAUCCUUAUCUGGUCGUUAAUGAUUCGGGAUUAGUUGAUGCACGACGUGAAGAAAGAGUUCUUCAACUUCUUCGAAUGCUGAAUAGUUAUUUGACAAAGAGUAAAGAAACAAGCAAAAGAUUCUUGCACAUAACAGUUCCACGUGUUGUUGCAGUUUCACCUCAAAUGCGACUAGUUGAAGAUGAUCCAACAAGUAUUUCACUUCUUGAUAUUUUAAAGAGUUAUUGCUCAAGAUUGAAUAUCGAACACGAUGCUCCAAUCUCCAGGUACUAUGAAAGAUUGGGAGAAAUUCAACAACGUGGAUCACAAACAUCUCAUGGAACAUUCAGAGAAAUCUUUAAAGACAUUCAAACGAAUAUGAUUCCGAAGACAGUUUUGAAAGACUGGGCGACGAGAACAUUCAAUUCAGCGACAGAUUAUUGGACGUUUAGAAAGAUGUUCACCCUACAAUUGUCGUUGUGUUGCAUUCUUGAGUAUGCUUUUCAUUUAACAAGACUCAACGCUGACAUGAUGUAUUUGCAUCAAGAUUCAGGACUUUUAAACGUUUCGUACUUUAAAUUCGAUCUUGAUGAUGUCAACGGUGAAUUCAAUAAAAUGCGACCAGUACCGUUCCGUUUGACACCAAAUAUUGUUGAGUUCUUGACAAACAUCGGAAUUUCUGGUCCACUUCAAGCUUCUGUUAUCGCAACUGCGCGAUGCUUCUUGCAACCAAACUUCCAGCUAGCAACAAUUCUAAGAACGAUUCUACGUGACGAGAUCAUCACAAUUUAUCGCAAACAAAUCAUGAACACAAAGCCAACUGAUGCCAAUGAAGAUCUUUCACAAGAUAAAAGUUUCAGUGAAAUUAACAUUGAAAAUGUCAUUCAAAUAAUCAACAAAGAUACAAAUCAAAUCAUUGAGCGUUUGAAAACGCUUUCAAACUUUGACCAUAGUGAUGGAAAUAAAAUGUCACAACUUAUUCAACUAGCUCGGAAUCCUGAUUACUUAUGUGGAAUGGAUCCGUCAUACCAACCAUGGUUGUAAGGGAGAUUACUUAAGAUUUUAAAAACAAAAGAAUUUCGUUUUCAUCGGUUUGAAUUUUUCUUCAAUGAUAAGUUUGAGUUUACAUUUUAAAAAAAAUAAAAAGAUUUAGGAAAUAAAAAGAAACUUUUAUGUCAA